CGGGCGGGAAGCGGGCUGCGCAGGGCUGAGAGGCGCGGCGCGGAGUUCGGAUCGCGGAAGAUCGGAUCGCAGUUCCCCUGGCUGGGUCGGGGCUGUGCGUGAGGGUCAUGGCUGCUAUUCCUCAGAAUAAUCUACAGGAGCAGCUGGAACGUCAUUCAGCCAGAAGACUUAAUAAUACCCUUGGUCUUUCCAAGCCAAAGUCUUCAGGCUUCACUUUCAGGAAGAAAGUCUCUUCGGCCAGCAGUGUUUCAGUUGCGAGAACACCUGUGCUGAGUGACAAGGAUGUUAAUGCUGCAGAGGCCUUUUCCUCCAGUGAGCUUUCCCCCCAUGCCUGGAGGCAGCAGGCAGCCCUCAGUGGCUUUAGCCACUCUCCAGCAGGACCGCAAACCCCAAAAGCGGGUUCAGAGCCAUCUUCAGCAGACUUGCUUCACACUCCACAGGGAGCUUUCUGCACCACCCAGAACACACCAGCUGUAAAGGCCUCCCGUGGCUCAACAAUGAAGAAAUUAGAAGUUAGUUCUUCGUCAGAUUCAUUCCUCCUCCCCAAUGAGUGGGAUGAUAUGGAUGACUUUGAUACUUCUGGGAAUUCAAAAGCAUUUGUCACACCACCCAAGAAUCACUUUGUAAGAGUAAGCACUGCUCAGAAAUCCAAAAAGUCUAAGAGAAACUUUUUUAAAGCCCCUCGUCCUAAGGCAAAUAAAGUGGAGAUCAACUUGACCCUUUCCUCCGAGAGCUCACACAUCCACUCAGCGAAGGAACAGAAGGGGGCCUUGGAGUGGUCGCACAGUGGUGUGAUCUGCAUUGAUGAUGACUCUCAACAUGAAGAGUUUCUAAAGGAAGAGACUCGAGGAAGCCGCUCUCCAGAAACUCACUCAGAAUAUAGUGAAAAGAAAAAUACAGAACUGGAAUUUGAGGAAUCUUCAUGUGUUGAGCUUGAUGAAGAAGAUUAUGACAUAGAUUUUGUUCCACCUUCUCCAGAAGAAGAAAUAAUUUCUUCUUCUUCCUCCUCUUUACACUGCAUUAGUAUAUUAAAGGACCUUGAUACCUCUGAGGGGAAGAAAGACACAGCAGAGGACUUGUCCAAACCUGAGCAAACAACCUCACAACAGUUUACUCAAGACACCAGCACAGAUAACAACGCUAGACAGACGAGUUUGCAGCAGCAGCUUAUCUGUGUGAUGGAACACAUCUGUAACUUAGUCGACGCCAUUCCUGCUGGUGAACUGAGAGCUUUGGGUUGUGGGGACGAACUGCUUCAGCAACGGGAUAUCAGAAGGAAACUCUUGGCUGAAGUGGACCUUGGUACGUGCGAUGCCAGCGUCCCGGACGCUGUGUGGAGGUGCCGGCCCAGGCCCCACGGUAGCCCUGUGGAGGACGUGGUCUCUGCCUCCUCCUCACCUUUUGCAUUCUCAGGGGGCAAGUACUGUCCUACAGGGAGGUCUGCUAAGGAGUUCAACUCCCCACACCUUGCCUUGACACCCUUGCCUGCCAGUGAAAGCUUACUGACCAUCACCCCAGCAAAAACAGGGUUCUCAGCCACCACCACAAAGACGCUCCCUGAAAGACCAUUACUCGGUUCCCACCUACAGAAGUCCUUGGUGAGUGACAGCUGGGCUGAGACACCAAGCACAGACCAAAGAAGUGAGAGGUCUUACUUCCCAGGGAAGGUCCUUACCAGCACUGCGGUGAAAGAUCAGAAUAAACACAAUGCCUCCAUGAAUGACUCGGAAACAGAACUUCAGGCUUGCUGUGAUAUUGACAAUUUUGAUAUAGAUGGCUUUGAUGAUGAUGAUGACUGGGAGGAUAUAAUGCAUAACCUGACAGCCAACAAAUCUUCCACUGCUGCCUACCACCCCAUUAAGGAAGGCCGACCAGUUAAAUCAGUAUCAGAAAGAAUUUCUUCAGCCAAGACAAACUGCCUUCCAGUAAUAGCUACUACUCAAAGUAAAAACUUCUCAGAGUCCAUUCAGAAUUACCCUGAUAAGUCAACGCAAAAUUUAGCAUCCAAAAAUCUGAAACAUGAGCAUUUUCAGAGUCUCAGUCUUCCUCAUACAAAAGAAAUGAUGAAGAUUUUUCAUAAGAAAUUUGGCCUGCAUCAUUUUAGAACCAAUCAGCUUGAGGCGAUCAAUGCUGCGUUGCUUGGUGAAGACUGUUUUAUCUUAAUGCCCACUGGAGGUGGCAAAAGUUUGUGUUAUCAGCUCCCUGCUUGUGUUUCUCCUGGGGUUACCAUUGUCAUCUCUCCCUUGAGGUCACUAAUCGUAGAUCAAGUCCAAAAGCUAACUUCCUUGGAUAUUCCAGCUACCUAUCUGACAGGUGACAGAACUGACUCUGAAGCUACAAGUAUUUACCUCCAGUUAUCUAAGAAAGAGCCAAUCAUAAAACUCCUAUAUGUCACUCCAGAAAAGGUGUGUGCUAGUAACCGGCUGAUUUCUACCCUGGAGAAUCUCUAUGAGAGGAAGCUGUUGGCCCGUUUUGUUAUUGAUGAAGCGCAUUGUGUCAGCCAGUGGGGACAUGAUUUUCGUCAAGACUAUAAAAGGAUGAAUAUGCUUCGACAGAAGUUUCCCUCUGUUCCAGUGAUGGCUCUUACCGCCACAGCUAACCCCAGGGUGCAGAAGGAUAUCCUCACACAGCUGAAGAUUCUCACUCCUCAGGUGUUUAGCAUGAGCUUUAACAGACAUAACCUAAAAUACUAUGUAUUACCAAAAAAGCCUAAAAAGGUGGCAUUUGAUUGCCUAGAAUGGAUCAGAAAACACCACCCACAUGACUCAGGGAUAAUUUACUGCCUCUCCAGGCGCGAAUGUGACACAAUGGCUGACACGCUGCAGAAAGAUGGUCUCGCCGCUCUUGCGUAUCACGCUGGCCUCAGUGACGCUGCCAGAGAUGAAGUGCAGCACAAGUGGAUUAACCAGGAUGGCUGCCAGGUUAUCUGUGCAACAAUUGCUUUUGGAAUGGGGAUUGACAAGCCUGACGUGCGGUUUGUGAUCCAUGCGUCGCUCCCUAAGUCCGUGGAGGGCUACUACCAGGAGUCGGGCAGAGCUGGACGAGAUGGGGAAAUGUCCCACUGCCUGCUGUUCUACACCUACCAUGACGUGACCAGACUGAAGAGACUUAUACUGAUGGAAAAAGAUGGAAACCACCAUACAAGACAGACUCACUUCAAUAAUUUAUAUAGCAUGGUGCAUUACUGUGAAAAUAUAACGGAGUGCAGGAGAAUACAGCUCUUGGCUUACUUUGGUGAAAAUGGAUUUAAUCCUGAUUUCUGUAAGAAAUACCCUGAGGUUUCUUGUGAUAACUGCUGUAAAACAAAGAAAUAUUAUUUUAUAGUACUGGGCGACUAUUUGUGGCUUGAUCUUUUCUGUGGAAUAGACACUUAUUCCUCUUACCUACACCUAUCCAUAUAUGACUCUUUCAACCUCUUUUAUGAUUACAGUUUAUUUAUAUUUACUAAUCUAGCUUCUUGUGCCUUUGUACCAGGGAGUAAGAGUGCAAAAGUUCAGUCGGGAAUAUUUGGAAAGGGAUCUACUUACUCACGACAUAACGCAGAAAGACUUUUUAAAAAACUGGUACUCGACAACAUUUUGGAUGAAGACUUACACAUCAAUGCCAAUGACCAAGCAAUUGCCUAUGUGAUGCCUGGAAGUAAAGCUCAGGCUGUACUAAGUGGGCAUUUAAAGGUAGAUUUUAUGGAAACAGAAAAUUCCAGCAGUGUGAAAAAACAAAAGACUCUAGUUGCAAAGGUGUCUAAGAGGGAAGAAAUUGUUAAGAAAUGUCUUGGAGAACUCACGGAAGUCUGCAAGUCUCUGGGGAAAGUUUUUGGUGUCCACUAUUUCAAUAUUUUUAAUACUGCCACUCUCAAGAAGCUUGCAGAAUCUUUAUCUUCUGAUCCUGAGGUAUUGCUUCAGAUUGACGGAGUAACAGAAGACAAACUGGAAAAAUAUGGAGCAGAAGUGAUUCCAAUAUUACAGAAGUACUCUGAGUGGACAUUGCCAGCUGAGGACGCCUGCCCGCGCGUCAGCCCCCCCAGCAGCCGAGGUUCCCGACGGAAUGACCCCGAGGAGUCUGAUGAGGAAUCUCCAGUCUCUUCUCACUACUUUACAAAUAGAACCAAGAACGAGAGGAAGAGGAAGAGGAUUCCAGCCUUCCAAAAGUCUAAGAGGAGGAAGAGCAGUUUGGGUGGUUCCAGGACAAAAGGGGGGUCCACCACAUGCAGAAAGUCAUCUUCUAGGACUAAGCCCUCCAGCAUCUCCGGGCCGAGUUCAGCUGUGCAUGGUUCUCAGGCAGUGUCAGGAGCCAAUAGGAAACUGGGCAUCAUGGCUCCACCAAAGCCACUAAACAGACCAUUUCUCAAGCCUUCAUUCACAUUGUUAUGACAGCCCUAUCUCCAUGCACACGGAUUUUACUUCUUGUUUGUCAGCAUCUGACCAUCUGUGAAUAUAAAGCUAUGAGUUUUGUUAUACCAUUUGUAAUUUUUACCCGAAUCUAUUAUUUAAAUAAAUGCUUGGGGUGACAGUUCUUAUUUUUAAA
Messenger RNA from Erinaceus europaeus (western European hedgehog), 4524 nucleotides. It is a transcript of the gene BLM, whose product is annotated as BLM RecQ like helicase. Gene Ontology annotation, biological process: DNA replication; double-strand break repair via homologous recombination; telomere maintenance. The transcript is spliced from 21 exons. Bases 108 to 4370 code for a protein of 1420 amino acids. Gene Ontology annotation, cellular component: nucleus; cytoplasm; chromosome. The record is from RefSeq and is a predicted model, not a curated record. Lineage: Eukaryota; Metazoa; Chordata; Mammalia; Eulipotyphla; Erinaceidae. Gene Ontology annotation, molecular function: ATP binding; DNA binding; four-way junction helicase activity.